Mycetomoellerius zeteki is the source of this 970-nucleotide messenger RNA. Its product is annotated as trypsin-7. The record is from RefSeq and is a predicted model, not a curated record. Bases 33 to 779 code for a protein of 248 amino acids. Gene Ontology annotation, molecular function: serine-type endopeptidase activity. Lineage: Eukaryota; Metazoa; Arthropoda; Insecta; Hymenoptera; Formicidae. The transcript is spliced from 6 exons. Gene Ontology annotation, biological process: proteolysis.
UGUCAGUAACCAAGUUGUCUACAGUCGGAGUCAUGCUGAUUAUAUUCUGCAUGGUGUUGAUAGCUUCCGCCUCGUGCUUCGAGUAUAGAAUAGUCGGUGGUACAUCUACAACCAUUACUGAGCAUCCGUAUCAGGUCUCUAUUCAUUAUAAGGAUAAACUUGCAUGUGGAGGUUCCAUAAUUAGCAAACAAUGGAUUUUAACAGCGGCACAUUGUGUCUAUGGCGAGAAGACGCUAUCGGUCUUCAAAGUGCGCAUUGGAAGUACGUAUCACAACAAAGGAGGUCUAAUCAAAGAUAUUGCCUCGAUCAUUUGUCAUGAGAAGUAUCAUCCGCUAACUUACGAUUACGACGUGGCUUUAAUUAAAUUGUCUACUCUUUUAACAUUCAAACAAAAUAUAAAACCUAUCCUUCUUGCGCUUCCAUCGAUGAGCAUUAAAACUGAUACCAAGGUAAUCGUUACAGGCUGGGGAAAAACAUCGGUAAAUGGUACGACUUCAGAAGUACUACGAACUGCGAAUAUAUCUGUCACUGAUCAAGAGAAGUGUCGAAAGGUCUAUGCUCGUAAUCGGCUAGUGACUUCCAACAUGAUCUGCGCCGGUGAUGACAAAGGUGAAAAAGACACCUGUCAGGGAGAUUCCGGAGGUGCACUCGUUGGCUACGGGCUCCAAAUUGGGAUCGUGUCCUGGGGCGCUCAGGAGUGUGCGAGUGUUGGAUUUCCAGGAGUGUAUACGCGAGUACCUGCCAUACGGCAGUGGGUAACCGAGCAGGCGAACGUGUAGCAGAAUUAAUUUUUUCCCUCUCUCUGAAUGUUUUCCAAGAUAGGAAAGAGAUGCAGCGUACCGUUCAAAAAAUAUUUACUUCUGUUUAACCGUAUCAAAACUAGACGGCAUUACGAAAAAAUACUACCUAAAAAUUUUACAAUAAAGGGACAGCUAAAUAUAGAAAAGAUUUUACAAUAAUAAUAAUUCUA